AUGAAGGGUUUGUUCAAGGCCCUGGCCACGGCCGUGCUGGCGACGACCUCUUUGGCCCAGGAACCAGUCCCAUCUUCGCCUUCGGACCCGACUUCCGGCAGCCCAAUCCCAACAACUCUUGUGACCUCCCGUCUUCCGGAAGCCUCUGACGCCCCGUCUUCAAACAUCCCCGCUGUUGCUCCCAUCCGUGUCCGUCUCAAUCCGGCCAACGUUCGGAACCUUGCUGACACGGAUUACAUCACGUGGACUGUCCCGGGAUCAGCCACAGCAAACAUCACCGUCAGCAACAUUACCGAGAGCGACGUCACGUUCACACUCGCUGCCGGCAACGGUUCCGAGCUCUCUGGGAACUACUACAAAUACCAAUACACACGCUUUCUCUCAUCGCUUGGCGAGCGUGUUGUGAGCCAGGGUAUCAGCACCUCGAAUAAGGAUGGCUCUCCCCUCACCCUCUCAAUCAAGGGUCUUAUGCCAGGAAGCCACAGCUUGUUGACCUGGCACAAUGCCUGGGACUCAAUGAACGAGACUGCGGUUCUCGAUAUCACCGUCAAUGGACAACGAGCUUAUACCAGCUUCAAGCAGUCCGUACGGGUUGACAAUAUCUGGCAGGCCGCGGCUUCCUACAUCACUUUCGAGGUUGCGUCCGCCACACAGGAUGUCAAAAUUGUAUACACCCCGAAUGGCGCUGACAAGCGCGCCUUUAUCAACGGGCAUCGGGAUGAGCGUAUCGAGGUCAGCGACGACAGCAGCGUGACGGCAUCUUGGACCGGCCCAGCCUCUGGGGAGGACGUCAAGUACAACGUGUUUCUCGGCAAAUCACCGACCGACUUGAAGAGCGUUGCAGAGGGUAUCACGGAGAGAAGCGCAACGCUUCCCGGCCUCAACACUAUUGACAGCUUCUACUGGCGGGUCGAUGUCGUCUCUGGGUCGAACACUUACACCGGCCGUGUCUUCUUUUUCCGCAUCGCACAGCUUGCUUUCCCUGGUGCCGAGGGCUGGGGCCGUUUCGCCCGUGGUGGCCGCGGUGGUAAGGUUAUCAAGGUCACUAGCCUUGAGGAUACAAACGACGAGGGCACCCUCCGUUAUGCCCUAACUGUCGCCAAGGGCCCGCGCAUCGUUGUCUUUGAUGUUGGCGGCGUGAUUACCACCACGGCCCGCAUUUCUGUAAACGACCAAUACAUUACCCUCGCCGGCCAGACUGCUCCUGGGAAGGGCAUAGUCAUCCAGGGCAACCCGCUCGGCCUCACUGGCGCGUCGGAUAUCAUUUUCCGCCAUGUGCGUGUCCGCCCCGGUAAGGUCUCUGGGCAGACCAUCGACGGUAUGGGUAUGCAAGGCUCGAACCACUGCAUCUUUGACCGCUGCUCCAUGGGUUGGACUAUCGACGAAGCUUUCAGCUCGCGGUCCGCCUGGAAUAUCACCUUCCAGCGUAACAUGAUCUCGGAGCCACUCAACAUCGCCGGCCACAAGAACUACCCCAACGGCACCGCUCACGGAUACAGUGCGACGAUUGGCGGUGAUGUUGGAUCCUUUCAUCAUAACCUGCUCGCUCACGCCGAGGGUCGAAGCUGGAGUAUGGGAGGGGGUGUUGACGAUAGGGGUGCCUUCGCUGGACAGCUCGACAUUCGCAACAACGUCGUUUACAACUUUGGUGGUCGUGUAACCGAUGGAGGUGCAAAGAAGGUUAAUUUUGUUGGCAACUACUACAAGCAGGGCCCUGCGUCCACGCUCACAUACGGUCUGAGAGCAACAUAUGAAGACAACAUGCCUGGCAUGCAGCAAUAUCACUGUGCCGGCAACUCUAUGCCCGGCGUUUUCGACCAAGACUCCGUCCAGUACCCCUCCGGCGACGGCACUGCCAACAAGACUGCCAAGAUCGCCUGCUGGGCCGACGUUUCCUUCGAACCGGCCCCGACUUACCAAAAGUUCUUUCCCGAGGCCUUUUUUGAGUCUCACGUCGAUACCCAGUCCUCGACCGAAGCCUACAAGCGGGUGGUCUCCGACUCAGGUGUCAGUCAGCCCGUCCGCGACAUCCACGACGCGCGCAUCAUCAAUGAGACCCUCACCGGCACCGCGACAUACGUCGGUUCUGUCUCCGGCAAGAAGGGCCUCAUCGACGACCCCAAGGACGCCGGCGGUCUCGAAGACUUCCCGAAAGCGACGCGUGGCGCAACCUGGGAUGCUGAUGGCGAUGGUAUUGCAGACUGGUGGGAUGGGUCAACGGGCGGCGAGGGGUACACGGCUAUCGAGGGGUACCUCAACUUCAUGGCCGAUCCGCACGCCUUUGUGACACCGUCCACGUCUAUUGACAUUGACCUUGCUUUACUGGCUUUGGGCUUCAAGGAACCUACUUUUACUGUUUCUGGCGGGGAGAAGGGCGAGGUGACCGUGAAUGGAAGCAAGGCGAAGUACGCAGCUGGUGCGGAAGCUGGAAUCGACCACUUGGACAUCAACAUCAAGGACAGCGAGGGAAGCACAUGGAGUCGUAAGUUUGGCGUUGCCAUCUUUGCGGGUGCAGACGACGCGUAG
Colletotrichum spaethianum is the source of this 2526-nucleotide messenger RNA. Its product is annotated as putative pectate lyase D. Lineage: Eukaryota; Fungi; Ascomycota; Sordariomycetes; Glomerellales; Glomerellaceae. The transcript has 7 exons. The coding region runs from base 1 to 2526 and encodes 841 amino acids. The record is from RefSeq and is a predicted model, not a curated record.